This is a messenger RNA of Drosophila albomicans, 1096 nucleotides long. RefSeq names its product protein phosphatase PTC7 homolog fig (gene fig). Bases 95 to 1027 code for a protein of 310 amino acids. NCBI's taxonomy places the organism in Eukaryota, Metazoa, Arthropoda, Insecta, Diptera, Drosophilidae. The record is from RefSeq and is a predicted model, not a curated record. The transcript has a single exon.
AAAACUCAUUAUCCAUUGAUUUAAUGCCAAACAACUUCAGAUCCAAAAUUGAUUUUGAUAAAUUUUAAAAGUGACAAAACCGCCAAAUUAGAAAAUGUUCUCUGCACACCGACGUUGCAUGUUAUUGCGACACUUUCCGCUGCCAGCACUGAAGCAAGCUCAAAUCUUAAACAUUCGCUGUGGCAGCAACAACAGCAGUAAAAAUUAUCCGUAUCUGGUGAAAGCUGUUCAAGGCAGUGCCAAGGAACGUCAGCCACAAUAUCAGCGACCAACGAGUGAUUCUCAUCGCUAUGGCGAGGACAGUUGGUUCAUCAGCAGCACGCCAAAGGCUGAGGUAAUGGGCGUGGCCGAUGGUGUGGGCGGCUGGCGUGUCAAAGGCAUCGAUGCGGGCAUCUUUGCCAAGGAGCUGAUGUCCUCGUGCUCCAGCAAUGCCCAACGCCCUGAGUUCGAUGGCCGCAAUCCUCGCCAGCUGCUCAUCGACAGUUUCAACCAGCUGAAGGGGAAGACCACCACGUUGCAGGGCAGCAGCACCGCUUGCCUCGUUGCCUUGAAACGUUCCGACUGCACGCUGCACACGGCGAAUCUGGGUGACAGCGGCUUUCUGGUGCUGCGAGGCGGCAAAGUCGUGCAUCGUUCCUAUGGCCAACAUCAUGGCUUCAACACGCCCUAUCAGCUGGCCAUGCCGCAGGACAACAAGCAGCGGGGUGGCGACGAACCCGAGGCAGCCGUUGCCACCCACAUGCCACUGCAAGAGGGCGAUCUUGUGCUGACUGCCACCGAUGGCCUCUUCGACAACAUGCCCGAGAGUCUGUUGGUGCGUCAGCUGGCCACGGCGCAGGGCGAGACGUCUUCGGAGCGAUUGCAGCUGGUGGCCAACAAAUUGGUGGCAUUGGCCGGCAAUCUUUCGGUUAGCGCCAACUUUCAAUCGCCCUUCGCCUUGAGGGCCAGGGCCAACAAUCUCAACUUUGGCAGUGGCGGCAAACCCGAUGAUAUUACCAUCAUUUUGGCCAGCGUUGCGGUGCCAUAGAGCACCAAAAAAGACGAAGCGAAAUCGCAGCGGGAAGCAAUAACAGAAUAUACUACAUAUAACAUAUAG